Molecule: messenger RNA, 267 nt
Organism: Aureobasidium uvarum
Lineage: Eukaryota; Fungi; Ascomycota; Dothideomycetes; Dothideales; Saccotheciaceae
Source: the annotation of a GenBank genome assembly
AUGCAGAACUACGGUAUCACAUCAGCCGCCACUCUGCAAUCUGAGCACCACCCUUCGCAGCUUACUUCGAACGCACCUACUGAUUUGAUGAAGGAAAUUGGUGGCAUGAUGGCCAACAUUGUAGCAGACUUCGGCAUCGAUGCUCUAAGCCAGCCUGAAGCCAGAAGAUUGAAAAUUUGCAUGGGACAAGCUGCAAAAUUGGGCAACAAGACACUGCUCUGUCAUUAUUUCGGAACACUGAAUGCUGUAUUGAUGGUUGGCGAGUAA